This is a messenger RNA of Tyto alba (common barn owl), 1690 nucleotides long. RefSeq names its product pyroglutamylated RFamide peptide receptor (gene QRFPR). NCBI's taxonomy places the organism in Eukaryota, Metazoa, Chordata, Aves, Strigiformes, Tytonidae. The transcript has 6 exons. The coding region runs from base 196 to 1494 and encodes 432 amino acids. Gene Ontology annotation, cellular component: membrane. Gene Ontology annotation, biological process: G protein-coupled receptor signaling pathway. The record is from RefSeq and is a predicted model, not a curated record. Gene Ontology annotation, molecular function: neuropeptide Y receptor activity; peptide binding.
GCACCGCCGCCUCAUCGAGCCGGCUGCUCCCGGCUCUGCCCGCUCGUACUGCCGCUUCUCCGCGCUGGGUCCGGCGCCGGUUGCUUCGCCCCGCGCCCCGGCAGAGUGCCGGAGGGGGCGGCGGUCCGGCAAUGGCGGGGCGCGGGCGGCGGCGCUGAGAAGGGGGUUUGGGGAGGGAGAGAGGAGGUCGGCGCCAUGCGGUCCCUGAACAUCACCCCAGAGCAGUUCGCGCAGCUCCUGCGGGACAACAACGUGACGCGGGAGCAGUUCAUCGCCCUCUACGGGCUGCAGCCGCUGGUGUACAUCCCGGAGCUGCCGGGGCGCACCAAGGUGGCCUUCGUCCUCAUCUGCGUGCUCAUCUUCGCCCUGGCGCUCUUCGGCAACUGCCUGGUGCUCUACGUGGUGACCCGCAGCAAAGCCAUGAGGACUGUCACCAACAUCUUCAUCUGCUCCCUGGCGCUCAGCGACCUCCUCAUUGCCUUCUUCUGCGUCCCCUUCACCAUGCUGCAGAACAUCUCUUCCAACUGGCUCGGCGGUGCCUUCGCUUGCAAGAUGGUACCAUUUGUUCAAUCCACUGCUAUUGUAACUGAGAUUCUUACAAUGACCUGCAUUGCUGUGGAAAGACACCAGGGAAUUGUGCAUCCACUAAAGAUGAAGUGGCAGUACACCAAUAAAAGAGCUUUCACGAUGCUUGGCAUAGUCUGGUUGCUGGCACUUGUUGUUGGGUCACCUAUGUGGCAUGUGCAACGACUUGAGGUUAAAUAUGACUUUCUAUAUGAAAAAGUGUAUGUUUGUUGCUUGGAAGAAUGGUCCAGUCCGAUUUAUCAGAAGAUAUACACGACCUUUAUUCUCGUUAUUCUCUUCCUUCUUCCACUGAUGUUGAUGCUUUUUUUGUACACUAAAAUUGGCUAUGAACUCUGGAUUAAGAAACGAGUGGGAGAUGCUUCAGUUCUUCAAACCAUUCAUGGGAAUGAAAUGUCUAAAAUAUCAAGGAAGAAGAAGAGAGCAAUUGUUAUGAUGGUGACAGUGGUGUUUCUCUUUGCAGUCUGUUGGGCCCCUUUCCAUGUGAUUCACAUGAUGAUAGAAUACAGUAAUUUUGAAAAGGACUAUGAUGAUGUGACAGUCAAAAUGAUCUUUGCAAUCGUCCAGAUUAUAGGAUUCUUCAAUUCUAUUUGCAACCCUAUUGUGUAUGCUUUCAUGAAUGAAAACUUCAAGAAAAAUUUUUUGUCUGCCAUCUGCUUCUGCCUUGUCAAAGAAAAUGCAUCACCAACCAGGCAACUUGGGAACUCAGGUAUUACUAUGAGGCGGCAAAAGGCAAGUGUUUCUCAAAGAGAUCCCACUGACUCGGACGAAGCCAGGAGGGAGGCAUUCAGUGAUGGCAACAUUGAAGUCAAGUUUUGUGAUCAACCAGCUUCAAAAAGGAAUUUGAAAAGGCACCUUGCCUUAUUCAGCUCUGAGCUUACUGUGCAUUCUGCUUUAGGAAAUGGACAGUAGUAGCAUCACAAAGAUUUUGAGAAUGGAAAAAGGAUUCUCUUUAUAUGAUGACUUUCAAUAAGCCAUUUAAAAUAUUUUUCUACUUUGCAUGCUGAAAUAAGAGGAAAAAUAUUUUGUGGAUUGUUAUCAUGUUGGAAUAAUGGUUGAGAAAAUGUAAUAUAUUUUGUAAGGAUGAGGAGUAAAACUUUGGAAUACA